Molecule: messenger RNA, 1931 nt
Organism: Aphanomyces astaci
Lineage: Eukaryota; Oomycota; Saprolegniomycetes; Saprolegniales; Verrucalvaceae
Exons: 11
Coding region: 88-1767 (559 amino acids)
Source: RefSeq, a predicted model, not a curated record
AUUGAACAUGUACUUAGGCUGUUUGAAGUCAGAACGGUUUCGCUUUGACGGUUUCACUCCGACUAUGCACUUGAGUUGAGGGAAAGCAUGAGCAGCCAACAGGCGAUUCGCGCGCAGAACGACUACAUUUUCAACCUCCAGGUGCAAGCCGACAAGUACGCGCGCCUCAUCAGCAGCGUGAACCUGCGCAUCAAAACCAUUGACGAGGAAUGGAAAACAGUGCGGGAAAAGCUGGCGGAAUUGCGCCUCAAGCGCAACGAAGGCGACCAGCGGGGCGGCGGCAUCAACGCCGUCAAGUCCAAGAUCAUGAGUGAAAGCCGCGAAGUUGGCAAGCUAGAGAACCGCCUGGCGUCAUGUCGAACGCGCGAGUGCAAAUUGGUGGCCACCAAUACGGAAUUGAAGAAGAAAAUUGACGCCCUUCGCGCGAGUCGACUGUUUAGCCAGUCUGUGUUUGAAAAGAAUCAAAAAAAGUUGCGAGAAAUUCAGCGGCAAAUGCAAGACACGUUCAAGCACUCGACAGCGAUCAUGGCUGAACGGGAUAAAGUGGUGGCGCAGGCGCAAAGUUUGUCCAACAUGAACUUGGAAGAACAAGACGCGUUCGAUGAAAUUUACCAAAACUUGGCGAUUGUGAUUACCCGGGAAAAGGAAAACGCAGAGGCGUUCCGGAAGGAAGCGAUGAAGUCGGAGGCGCUGGACACGCACGAAGACGGGUACUUUCGCGGGAACUUUCGCAUCGACGAAGAGUCGGAAAUGAAACAAACGCUGCAAAAGCUUGACGUGGCGCUUCGAGACGACAAGGCUGCGAUUGAAAGCGUCAGCGAACGGCUUAAAGUACACGAAUCCACAUUCAAAAGCAUCAUGAAACUCGUGGGGUCGGACGACCACCACAAGCUCGUGGACUUGUACACGAAAAAAGAGGAGGAAAACUUUGCCUUGUUUCGCUACGUUCAAGUGCGAGUUUUGCGUCAAUUUUUCAUUAUAUUAUUCACUACUUUUAAUGCAAUACAAACCCAGAACAUCAACAACGAGUGCGAACAGCUGGAAGACCAAACGAUAUCAUUGCAACAUGAGCGCCAAAAGUAUUCCGACGAACUCAAGGAAGGGAGUGCAAACAUGCGCAAACGGCUGAUUGAAAGCUUGGAAGACACGCGCCAAAAAAUUCUCAAGGAAAAUGCCGAUUACGAGCGGCUGCGGCAAACGGCGCAGCGGGAGUUUGGCCCAGUUGCGCGCGCCGUGGACAAACUGUACAACUCGCUCGGGUGCAACGAGAUGAUGCCGCCGUCGGGCGGGCCGGUGGCGCCGACGGGCGUUGGGAAAGCCAACGACGACCGAAAUGCGAUGAUGAUUCGAAUGAGCUCCAUGAACGACCUGUUAGCUGCCCACGGGAUCACGGAAGGCAACAUCUUGCAGUUUUUGGCGAUCAUCGAGCAACGCAGCAACGACUUGGUGGAGCAGUUUACACGGCGGCUGCAGCACAAACACCCGCAAAACCUGGCCACGACAUCCUUGGGGGCCCACCUUCAGCCCAGCGACCCGAACCGCGCCAACGGGCUGCACCUGAAUUUCAACUUGAACCAGGCGCCGCCGUUGCUGACUUCGCAUGAUGCCAACAGUGGUGACCCAGACAACAACAGCGGCGACGAGGACGACAGCCUCGUGCCCGUGUCCACGGCGGAAUUGCAAAGGAAAGCAGCGAAGACACUUGCUAUGCAACUAAGCAAUGCCAAGAUGUCCCCCACCCGAAACAAGAAGAAGAAGCAAAAGUAAUAGCACAAUCUGCAAUUUAGUACCGAGAAUCGGAUCAUCGGAUGUACCCACACCAUCCAUUGCAUGGAUGAGAUGCCCAUGUAUUUGACGUUGGUCCUAGUACUCCACAGCAUGAGCUAAGCUAUGCUGACGAUGAUGGUAGGUAGUAAAGUUCAAUCUACGGG